GAAACUGUCUCGCUUAUAUAUCGAGACAAUUGCUAUACACGCCAUUAUAUUGUUCGGCGCCAUACGAACCGCUCCCGUUAAAACAAACGCCAAAAUGCGUAAAGUAAUUCUUUUUAUUCUAAAUAUUCUUUAUGCCCUUUUCGGGCUCGCGUUGUUUCUCGGUGGUGUCGCGUUUUGGAUAUACGUGGCCCAAUUUACUGCCUUGAGGAACACCCAUCAUUAUAAACUGGACUUCAGCUUGUAUUGGCCUCAAGUGAUACCGGUCGUCGCCUGCUUAGCUGGGAUCUUCGUGAUAUUCGUCGCCUGCUGCGGCUGCUGCACUGCUUCCAAGAACAACAAGGGCUUCACCAUUAUGCAGUCUAUCUUCAUCAUGAUCACCUUAAUAGUGCUUAUAACCUGUGCUGCUUUAACGUUGAAAUAUGGCGACAAUGAAGAAACAGACGUGUAUUUGAUUGAUGCGCUGACCGACGGAUUUUCCGAAGCGAAAACGAGUCCAAAUCACCAGGAGAUGUUCUCAAGAAUUGAGAGCUGGCUUGGUUGCUGUGGUGCUGAAGGCUCAUCAAGCUACAGGCCGCAUGGUGUGCAUUUUUUACCUCAAUCCUGCUGCGGAUAUUCAGAUGAUUCCAAUCAAAAAUGCGAAUUCACAUCUAAGGAGGCUACUGAUAGGCAUGGUUGUGUAAAAGUAGUUGUUUCCUACAGCAGAUUAUUCCUAAGAGUUUUAGCAGCGGCCGCUGCUGUCGCUGCCUUCUUUGGAAUCUUAAGUUUAGUAGCUACUUUAGCUUUAUCGAUAGGAUUGAAUAAAAAGCCAGCAGUGUAUGAUGCAACCGACAUCGAGACGAAGAAAGGACUUUUGUAAAGUGUUGUGUGUUGUGAAAUGAGUCAAGCUUUAAUGUCCCGCCGCGUUGGGAUGAAACUUCUUAAGUUUUAUUUUGAAAACUUUAAAGAAGUUUCACCAUUUGUAAAAUUGUGGUAAUUUUUUUGCAAUCUUGAUGCUUACUAAUUUUAUUGAUUUGAUUGUGUUCAUGUGUGUGAGAAUGUUUAUUAUUUAUUGUAUGAUGCUAGUGGUGAGAUAACCAAAGAAUUAAUGUAAUUUACUUUUUACUUAUGUCAAAUAGUGUGAUUUUAAAGUAAGGCGAAUUAAUUUAGAGACAAUUAAUUUAAAUCCUACUUUACUCGGUUAUUUAUUAUGUGAUACUAUAAACAAAAAAAGAUUUUAUUGUAAAUUCUUAAAUUGUUGUGUAAUAUCAAAAUGUCUUGAUUAAAAACGGUCUCAAAAAAGUCAAAGCAUAUAAACAUAUAUUCUCGUAUGGUAAAAAUAUUCAUACAGGCAUAGUAAUAUUACAUAACAGUAUUGUAAUGAAACAAACAAGGUCAUAGUGUGUGAGGAAGAAUUUGCUUUUAAUUGACAUAAUAGAUAAAUUUGUUAGUUUGUUCGCAGUACUUGCACCUUUGUAGAGGACAAAUGAAUUAACAAUUGUUCUACCUACAGUCAUUAUGCUAUUACUAUACGAAACAAAAGGUUUUUGUUAUAUUUUAUAAAAAGUUACAAUUCGCACAUGCCAUUUAGUACAGACUCGACAUAAAAAAUUGACAAUAUUUUAUAAAUUAUUUUUAGGGUUCCGUACCCAAAGGGCAAAAACGGGACCCUAUUACUAAGACUCCGCUGUCCGUCUGUCCGUCUGUCCGUCUGUCUGUCACCAGGCUGUAUCUCAUGAACCGUGAUAGCUAGACAGUUGAAAUUUUUACAGAUUAUGUAUUUCUCUUGCCGCUAUAACAACAAAUACUAAAAAGUACGGAACCCUCGGGGCACGAGUCCGACUCGCACUUGGCCGGUUUUUUCUGAUUUUGUACUGAGUUAUGUGAAUAUUAUUGUAUAUUAUAAAUUAGUAAUAUAAUUUACGUGAUAUUGAUAGUGAUUAAUUUUAGUAAAUAUAGAUAUUACAAAUUUUAAGUACUGUUUUAGUUGUCAGAAUGUAAACAAUAUACCUACAGAUGCUCUUAUGAAUUAUAAAAGUACACAAAUAUUGUUUUAUAUUAUAUAUUGUCGA
Messenger RNA from Cydia strobilella, 2048 nucleotides. RefSeq names its product CD63 antigen-like. NCBI's taxonomy places the organism in Eukaryota, Metazoa, Arthropoda, Insecta, Lepidoptera, Tortricidae. The transcript has a single exon. The record is from RefSeq and is a predicted model, not a curated record. Gene Ontology annotation, cellular component: membrane. Bases 95 to 856 code for a protein of 253 amino acids.